GUAUUUUGCAACUUCGGUAUGUAUUUUACACAAAACUAGGCUGACCGAAUCUUUGAGAGCUGUCGGUCCCGGUAUGAAAAUUAAUGUCUCUUUUUGCGCGCGCACUACUACCCGAAAAGGUAGAUCGAGGGUAGAACGAAAUGGCCCCUGUAGUACAGUGUCCUCGAACCGGAAUUGAAUAUACCAUCGGGUUUAAAUCUUGCCAUAUCUUUGACCGGAACUUUUCGUACCAGUGGUAAAUAAAUUUAUACUGAUUUUUUUAUUUAUUUUCAUAUCAAUUAUAAAAUAGAUUCAUAUCAAAUAGAUUGAAUCUUCUAGUUACAUGCCGCUUCUAUUGGAGUCAGGACCUAUUGGAUCAGAUUGACCGAAAUCAGGGUGUGAAAUGAUGCUCUAUGUGAUCAGCUUCUAAGGAUUUUGGAAAAGCAUGCUGAGGAUUUGUUUCCUCAACAUCAUCAACUUGGCCUUAGAGUCCGUUAAGGAGGCCACCUUGAAGGCCAAUGAAGAUGUUAAGAGCUCAUUUGAGGGAGUUAAUAUGACCAGACACGUAUUUGGAAAGACGUUGAACAAAUGUGGGAUAGAAAAGAUCGUACCUUUCGAUCCACAUCAACUCAAAGUUAAUUGUGCUUGAUAUAGUUCUCGAGAAGUAUAUGGGCUUUUACGUUGAUUGAGCAUCUGCUUUAUCUUAGAGCAUGACAUUCUACUUUAUAGAUAUAUAUUAUCAUAAAGUAAUUCAUCAACGUAGAUUCUCUCAACUUUCUUUACAACAUUACAAAUUUUGUUCAAAAUUGACUGCCAAAAUGUGCCAAAGGCAUAUAUGGGGUGAAACGGGGAAACCCUGUUUUUUCUUCAAAAUCUGAAGCUUGCAGGAAUCAAUAAAAUCUUAAUUUAUUAAAAAAUAAAUGGUGUGUAUUACAGAAGGGAUAAGUAUAAAGCAUGUUUGUAACUGUUCAAUUGUCUUAUCUUAUACUGGUAUUUGUAAAACGUAACUUUUAAAAGAGUUUUCCCUUUAGCAUUGCCAAAUGUUUCUCUCCUUAUCCGGCCUGGAUUUGUAAUCUCUACAGAUUGCUGCUUUACUUAAACUUAUACUCUUUAUUUAGACUUCUAUUUAUAGAGAAACACAUAUCAAACCUGAAAAAAAUAAGUAUGCAGCUUAUUACAUUUUUAAUUCUAACAUUUCAAUAUCAUUUAGAUUAUUACCUCCUAGCUGUAGAACCACUUAGUUUACUGUUUGUUAUCUCAAUAGAGAAUCUUUGAAUAGUGUCUUAAUAUAGAUUAUUAUAUAAUUUAAUUCCAUUGAAGUCUAAGUCUGUCGCUUGAGUAUUCGUUCUUGUAUGAAGUGGCUGUAAAAAACUUAAAAAAGUAUACGAAAGAUGCCCCCCAACUUAGUUAGAGAGUGAGUGCAGGUACGAUAUAUUAUUUACCCUUAAUUUUAUAUUAUUCUAUUACUUAGUAUAUAAGGAAAUAUCUUUACUUUAUAUUCCAAUUUCUUCACAUUUCAUAUUGUAUUCUCUUUUCUCUCAAGUUAUCAUUAUCGCCUUGAGGA
Scheffersomyces amazonensis is the source of this 1543-nucleotide messenger RNA. RefSeq lists its product as uncharacterized. The record is from RefSeq and is a predicted model, not a curated record. The coding region runs from base 425 to 628 and encodes 67 amino acids. NCBI's taxonomy places the organism in Eukaryota, Fungi, Ascomycota, Pichiomycetes, Serinales, Debaryomycetaceae. The transcript has a single exon.